Messenger RNA from Magallana angulata, 3903 nucleotides. RefSeq lists its product as uncharacterized. The transcript is spliced from 5 exons. NCBI's taxonomy places the organism in Eukaryota, Metazoa, Mollusca, Bivalvia, Ostreida, Ostreidae. The coding region runs from base 600 to 2990 and encodes 796 amino acids. The record is from RefSeq and is a predicted model, not a curated record.
UCAAAACGGGCCAAUUAUUCAGCAGGUGCCGAAAUUGUCUGUCGUCGAUUUCAUUUGAACCUCGAAAAUACAUGGCAUUUCAAAAUGUACUCUAUUGCAAGUGCCUCAGAUCAGCAACGGAUACCGUGAAUUAUUUUGAACAUUGUGUCCAAUUACUGAGAGCAUUUGUAAUUAGCCAUAAAAGUACAGAAUGCUUGCUAUGGAGCUCAAAAGGUUUCUAAACGUAAACCAUACAACAUGUAGCACGUGUACUGAUAGCAUAUCGUUUGUUUCGAGUGUACAUUCAAAGAAUCAAUCAAGAAGAAGACAACUUGAAAACCUAAAGCUGUGGCUUGAACAGAACUGUAAUAGUCUUCGCAGAUCCCAAGUGGUACUGCAAGUGUGGAAUAUGCAAUGGCAAGUGGGUACCAAAGAGAACUUUUCAUCGCCACACAGAUGAAGUCUUCAGCAACAAAACAGUGCCCUUACUUCCAAAGUAUCAGUUUGAUGAGGCUGCAUACAGGGAUGAAAAUCUCCUUUCACCUCUUUUCUCGGGAGCGAACACUACUCUGUUGGAAGCUGUUACACAACAUUUACAUGUGUUUUCUACCAAUCACGGGAUGUCGAAAAGUGCUUUAACAGAUGUACUGAAGACUGAAAAAAGGACUCUCCCACAACCUAAUAAUUUGCCAGCAUCAUAUAAGGAGGCGAAAGAUUUGAUCAAACAUCUCCUUAUUCCAUUAUAUAAAUAUGAUGUGUGUGUUAAUGACUGUGUUGUGUAUAGAGACAAUACAGAGUUUGCUGGAUUACAGUCUUGUCCUAAGUGCAAGGAGCCACGAUACUUCAAUGGCAAAGUGAGAAAAUCAUUUACAUAUAUGCCCCUUGGACCUAGAUUAGCAAGAUGGUUUGGAACGUUCAACCUUUGUAAGCUUCUGUAUGCAGAAAAAAUCAGUGUGAGGGGAACAUUGACUGACUUUGUAGAUGGAUCACUAUACAAUUCAUGGUUUCAAACUGGUGGUGUAUUCGAAGCUACAGAGGAGCCAUUAUGUGUUCCACUCUCCUUAUUUACGGAUGGAGUUAAUCCGAACAAGCACACUUCCAGCCAAAAAUCCAUGUGGCCACUAAUUCUUACCUGGAUCAACCUGCCAAGAACUAUCCGCCAAGUUAUGGGACCUAUGCUUUUGAUGGGUAUCAUUCCUAGUGGUCCAAAGGGAUGUGAACCAAAGACAUUAGAACCCUACCUAGAAAUCCUUAUUGAAGAGCUCCUAGAUCUGACAGAGUUUCCACUACAGAAUGCUUACAUUGGGGCACCAACAACAGUUAAAGUAGCCUUGUUGCAGUUUCUUUGUGACAUUCCCGCCUACUCAAAACUUCUUCAUCUCUCUGGACACUCAGCUCUUCGAUCGUGCCCAUAUUGUAAUGAAGUUGGACAUUACUGCCAUUCUCUAAAGAAGACCAUACAUGUAUCCAACAGACAUUUCCUGCCAAUUGGUGACAAGAUGAGGGAAGGGACUGGCUUUGCAUUGCAGGACCGAGAAACCAAAAAUCCAACGACAAUAUCGAAUGAGCAGGAAAAACAAAUGAGACUCAAGUAUGACAGAUUGCCAAACAAAACUCAGAAGCAAAAACACCAGAAGGAGACUGGACUGAAGGGCACAUAUGCACUCAUGAAACUCCCCUACCACAACAGAUUACAUCAAAUGCAGCCGGACGGAAUGCAUACUAUUGCAGAUUUCAUUUCACACGUGAUAGACAUGCUGAUUGGCAAGCAUGAUGGAGUCAAUGUAAGAAGUUGUGAAAAGUCAUUCAACCGAUUUCCUGAAAUUUGGGUUCAGCGAAAUUCAGCAGUUACUGAAGCCUUGCCACCCCAGGGAACAAAACGAAACAAAAAAAGAAGACUGAAUGAAGAAAAUGUGAAUCCAGAAGAAAGUAUCGUAUUGCACCCUACACCUUGGUCCCUAUCAAAGGAACAAAUAAAGACAGCGGAUGCCAGAGCAGCGUCAAUCACCUACAGCAUAGCUCACAAUAUUUCACCGGGACCACAUUUCUCAAAGCCGUGGACACUACGGACGAUGAAUGCAAAACUUCAGUUUGUAACAAGUGGUGCUCUUGCUUGGUGUAUCAACGGAUUUUUACCCAAGCAACAAGAAGAAACCCUGCUAUUGGUCUUGAAUAUUAUCAAGAGAAUGGUUUCACCGCAGUUGAAAGAAGAAGAUAUUCCCGAGUUGCAGGAAGAUGCACACUCAGCUUUGAGUCUAUUUGAACGAGAUUUCCCCCUUUCCAUGCAGAAUCUGGUCACUCAUUUGCUGCAUCAUGUCGUGGAUGGCUUCCCCACCUUUGGUCCUCUGUAUGGGAGAUGGCUCUUUCCUUAUGAAAGGGCCAAUGGAUGGAUUAGUAGACAGUGUUUAAAGAAAGGAGCUGAAGAAGCAACUGUGAUGGAGACAUAUGUUGUGUAUGACUGGUGUAUGUACAUGGUGAUGAGUCAGAAAUACAAGCCUCCGCAUGGUGCCGAUGAAGUGAUGAACAGAGUCCAACAUUCCCCUGAAGUCACCGCUUUUCAGAUCAGCCAAUCCCAGGACAAGGAUGUCAUCCUUACAGAGGCUAUGUCUGCACAUAUGCGAAAGUUCUACGAGACUUCAAUGAAAAUCAACAUCUUCUUCUUCAAUGAAUAUGCCAGCGAGAAAUACUCAUACAGCUCAGAAGAUCGAAAGAUUUGUACAAAACAUCACAACUCAAGAAAAAACUCCUCUAUUGUGAAAGUGUUAAGUGGCCACCUCCAGUUCGGGGAAGUGAGGAUGUUUCUCGAGCAUAAUGUGAAUUGUACAUUGCAGACAUGGGCUGUUGUAGAUGUUUUCCCAUUGGGGGAAAGGAAAGAUGGACUGUGCAAAUUUCAAAAUACCGUUCUCUUCCAGAGACUUGUUCACAUUAACUUGAUUAGUGAUCCACUAGUGUAUGUACAAAACGACAACUUCGUAUCUGUGUUAAAUGAUGCCGAUAUCAAAAAUCUGUAAAUGAAGCCUUAAUGUAUAAUUUUACAUGCAGCAAUGUAGUAUGUAGGUAGGUAGGUACAUGUAUGUAUUCAGACAAAUGAUGUUUAUAAAAUAUAAAGUUUACUUAAUGUCACAAGUGUCUAGAUGGAAAAUAUUCAUGUUUAUAUAAUAUCACUUAGGAAAUGCAAUUUUGAAAAACAACUAAAGUGAAGUGUGAAACUACAUAAGACAGCAGAAAAUAUAAUAUUUUACUCAUAUUAAUAUUCAUAAGUAAAGGGUUUGAAAGGUAAACCAACUGUGACUUUACAGUUAUUGAAUGAACAUUUACGUAGUGAAAAUGAAAAAUGCAAUUCAAUUUAGGUGAUGGUGCGUACGCUGUAUCUUGUUGUUGAGAUGCCCUCUACAUGGGUAGGACUCGGCCAUCUCUAAUUGAUUUCAUUUUUCUGAUAGUGUACAUAUACUUGCUAAUCAUAGAACUUAAGAAUAGUUGAUGUACCACAGCCAUUUACAAAUGAAGUGAUUAUUAUUUACUUUUUAUUCACGCAAUAGUAUACUUUUUAAAUACUUGCUGCAUUAUAUUUAAAAUGAUUGUCUUCUGUUUUGGUUUUUUUCUCUGUUUCUUGUUUGAAUUCAUACUGGCUGUAAGAGAAUUGAUACACGUACCGUGAUGUUUUCUAUUACAUGUAUGUUAUUUAUUAGAUAUAUGGAGUAUAAAAAUUAAUAAAAGUAGUACUUAUAAUAUUUCGUUUCUUUUAUUUAAUUUAUUGAUCAGGGAAACAACAUUAAUCAAAAUUAUAUUGGCAAUGAUUUUCAAACAUCAUAGACAACAAAAAGUGUAUAAAUAAAACUGUUGAAAGAGUCUUGUUGUAUGGUAUUUGAAAUUAAUCAUUAAGCUGUUGAAUCAGGGGCGUAUAUUCAUAAUAUUGGUUGAUUG